UCGGAUCUCGUGGAGACAAAUGUGCUUGUUGCGUGUAUGGUGCAGCCGAUCGCGUAUGAACGGGCAUUAUGGAAGUCAGGAGAGAACUGGGCUAAGUUUCGGUGCCUUCCUCCAAAAUGGGGAAGUGUGGCGUGCGCAGGAGGAUGCUGUGUUUGUGGUUGUCGCUCCUCGGAUUCGCCUUGCUUCUGCUGAUCGUUUCUGACCUUUUCCACCGAGGGCAAUAUCACUCUUACCAGACAGUUGGCUCCCGACGCGACCGCCUCCAGCGGACCCAGGCCCCGCCGGACGACUUUGAGCUCAUCGGAGACGCAGCGUCCGAGCUCUUGCCCGAACUCGUCCCCAUCAACUCGCUUAAAGAGGACCAGCUUUUGUUCGUGGCGUCCACGCGGGGCGCGCGGGACCCUCCGCACAAGAAGUGGAAUUACAAGGUGCUCUUGCCCGCGGCGAGGAAGGAACUUGCGGGAGAAGGAGCGCGGGAUCGACGAGGCAGCCACGCGUCCCCGCCCGAGGCGCGACACCCCAAGUGCCUCGGCGAGCAGUACAGCGAAUCUCUGCCUUCUGCCAGCGUGCUCAUCUGCUUUCACAACGAAGCCUGGGCCGCUCUUUUACGCACGCUGCACAGCGUCUUGAACGCAACACCCAGCUCCUUCUUAGCGGAGCUUCUCCUCGUGGACGACCUCAGCACGCACGAUCACUUGAAGACAACGCUCAGUGAAUACGUGUCCCACCUGGACGGGGUGCGUUUGAUUCGCAGCACCGAGCGCCUCGGGGUCGCAGGGUGCCGUAACCUGGCUGCAUCCCGAGCUUCGGGGGAGGUGCUGGUGUUCGUGGAGCCGCGCUGUCAAUGCCUCGACGGCUGGCUGGAACCGCUCCUGGAGAGGCUGGCCCGGGACAGGACCAGAGUCGUUUCCCCCAUCGUGGAUGUGAUCCACUGGCAGACAUUCGAGUACAACGUCACCCAGUGGCCAGUGUGGGGAGUUUUCAACUGGAAUCUGGACUUCUCCUGGGAGGCCAAACCGCAACUUCUGGACGAGGACUCAGACUUGGCGAUUGAACCUGCACUGAGUCCAGCUUUAGGAGGUGGAGUUCUGGCCAUUGACAGACAUUUCUUCCACAAUGUGGGAGCCUUUGAUCCUGGUAUUCAACUGUGGGGAGGGGAACAAAUUGAGCUGUCCAUCAGGGUGUGGUUGUGCGGGGGCUCCAUGGAGGUGGUUCCCUGCUCUCGCGUGGCCCACCUAGACCGCGACCCUCGCCUCCCAUCCCGCUUCCAAGAGCAGGAGCAGCUCGAGAGGAACAAGAUCCGCAUAGCUGAGACGUGGAUGGAUACAUACCGCAAAAUCUUCUACAGGCGGGACACGCUGGCUCAUUUUAUUAGGCGGUCUGAGACGCCCAAUAUUACAGAGCGCCUGCAGCUGAAGAAGACUUUGGGCUGUAGGGACUUCCAUUGGUACCUGACGAAAAUCCAUCCCCAACUUUACGUUCCACAGGACAGAUCAGGACUCUCAGGCGAGCUGUACAACGUCGGAGUUGGCGGCUGUGUCGACCGCCUCCCGGGUCAAGGGGUGCCUCUUGGAUCCAUGAUCCUCGCGCCAUGCGGCGGCACGGGCAGUCAGCACUGCGAUCUCAACUCUGACGGGGAAGUGAGAUGGGGUCCCGCGGGGGCUUUGUGUUUGGACGCCGUCGGCGAGCGGGUAGUCCUCUCUGAGUGUCAGAAACCGAUCAGCGACAGGCUCCAGUGGACGUUCAUAAAGCCGAGUGGCCAGCUGCUCCAUCGACUGUCCCAGUUGUGUAUGGAGGCUGUGAAGGACGGACGCCCCCCGCGGAGCUCCCCGUCAAACGAAGUCGGCGCCCGCUCGGGUGCGGGAGAGCUCAUCCUGCGGCCCUGUAGGCGUCAUCCCACACAGCAGUGGCGCUUUGAGCAGCUCGUGUCACCUUAAUUAGCGUGACAAAGAGCAAUUAUGGACUCACAACAUGUCAAUGCCAAAUAUUAUUAUGACUGCAUAGUGGCUCACUGUGUUCAUCGCGGAGAAUCUAUACAGCAUGUGGAAAAAAGUUGUUGAACACAUCCGUUGUACAUUUAAUUAAUCAAUCAGUUGCUGGGUUUGAGCCCUUAGAAGCCCCCUGGAUCUUAAUUCUACAUCUUAGGCACGGUGGGAUACAUUCGGUGUGGUUCACUAAUGUUCUUCUGGAUUUAUUACCCACUGACACACUCCAAACAUCGGAAGCGUGGAGGCUGUUAUAGCUGCAAAAACUACUACUAAACCCAUAUUUUUGUUACUUUUUAAUAAUACAAAAAACGUAUAUAUAUAUUUACGGAUGUGAUGGAAAAAAAGGUUACAUUAUUUUGUUUCUUCCAUAAAAUGUUAUAAUAAUGCAUCAUUUUUUAGGAUAAUUCCUUCUGGUAACAGGUUUUCAAUAUUUGUUCCUGUUUUAAGGAUUUCUGGUUGUAUCCCUAUAAUUGAAUCAACUUGUGAAAGACUAUAUUAUCUCACACCCAAAGAACAUGACUGUUCAUCAAUUCAAGAAGUAGAAAGUACCAUUAUACAGUGCAUCCGCGUCACACCGCGACAUUGUCCAUGCAAAACAGCACAACAUGUGAGCUUUCUGACAGGGUGGACUUUUUUUUGUUUUGUUUAGCUCAUGUUAGCAUUUAAUGAGCACAUGGCGGACUUUCACUUAGCACCACGAUGCAGUUAGUAAGCUGACUACGUACUGUUGAACAAAUACAUUUCCAAUUUCUGAAAGGGUUUUUAUGUCAAUUGAUAUUUGACUACGACAGAGUGGACAUGUUUAGUAUGACAACAUUCAACUUCACACAUAAUAUGAUGAAAAGUACGACAAACACAAGUGGAAACAUUUAUUCUUUAACUAUACACUGUUUCAGCCUCCAAUGAAGAAACAAUUUGCUUGUAGAAAUGUCACUGAAAACAUCAGUGGGUUUCCUAAUUAAACUCUUCGGUCUUAUUGUAAGUGGACAAACUUUGGCACGUCGCACACACUGCUCCGCUAACUACAGUGGCUAAAUGAUAUUAAAUGGAAAAAAAAGAAAUAAAACAAAAUUACAGGGUUUUAUUGUCCUUUUUUUGGGAUGAAAAUGAGUCAUUCUGAUCAUGAAUAUUCUAUUUUCAUUAUCAUAUUGAACAUUUUGCAUAUGUCCCUGAAAUUGAAACUGCCGCAGUGUCAUUAUGGGUAAUAACUGCUACAUUUUCUUGACGAUUGGGUAAUUCUGACUUGGUAACCGGAGGCAAUUUCUCGGGAUUUUGACCCAAGCUACAUUUCCUUUCACCAGCAGCUGUGGACAGCAGAGGGAGUAGUAUGUCUUGAUAUUCUCUCCAUUUGAUUGCUUUGUUGAACCCACGUGUGUCCUGAGCUGAACUGCACUGUAAUGUAAUAAA
Phycodurus eques (leafy seadragon) is the source of this 3395-nucleotide messenger RNA. RefSeq names its product polypeptide N-acetylgalactosaminyltransferase 15-like. Gene Ontology annotation, cellular component: Golgi apparatus. The transcript has 10 exons. Lineage: Eukaryota; Metazoa; Chordata; Actinopteri; Syngnathiformes; Syngnathidae. The coding region runs from base 117 to 1937 and encodes 606 amino acids. The record is from RefSeq and is a predicted model, not a curated record.